This is a messenger RNA of Oncorhynchus tshawytscha (Chinook salmon), 2187 nucleotides long. It is a transcript of the gene slc25a36a, whose product is annotated as solute carrier family 25 member 36a. The coding region runs from base 353 to 1291 and encodes 312 amino acids. The transcript has 7 exons. Gene Ontology annotation, molecular function: pyrimidine nucleotide transmembrane transporter activity. Gene Ontology annotation, biological process: pyrimidine nucleotide import into mitochondrion. The record is from RefSeq and is a predicted model, not a curated record. Gene Ontology annotation, cellular component: mitochondrion. NCBI's taxonomy places the organism in Eukaryota, Metazoa, Chordata, Actinopteri, Salmoniformes, Salmonidae.
CUCAUUGCAGCGAUGAACAGAUAAGAGAUGCGAGCGAGGGUGACUGUAGCAAAUACCGAUGGAUAGAACUGAGAAUACACAGAACAUGUUAAUUUAGAAUUCCUCAUGAUUUGUAGUUUAACGUACAUAGGAAUUAAAAUAAAACCUGUCCGUUCAACGAGGGGAUUGUACGAAACAGAAGGGUUUGUGUGACGUUAGAUGACUAGCUAACGUUGGGCAACGUUAAUCAAAUCAGUUUUACUGAUUUUCUAACCGACGUCGCCGAUAUUACGAAGUGCGCAUAUCGUCAUCCAACCCGGUCUUCCUCAUUGACGCAGUACGAAGAGUGUACUGGUUCGGAGAAUGCUAAAGAAUGAGUCAAAGGGAUACCCUGGUUCAUUUGUUUGCCGGAGGGUGUGGGGGAACAGUGGGUGCUAUUCUGACUUGUCCACUGGAAGUGGUGAAGACCAGACUACAGUCCUCUCAUGUCACCUUCUACAUCUCUGAGGUGCAGCUCAGCACCGUCAACGGGGCCAGUGUGGCCCGCAUGGCCCCCCCGGGACCCCUCCACUGCCUCAAGUUGAUACUGGAGAAGGAGGGACCGCGCUCGCUGUUCAGAGGUCUUGGGCCCAACCUGGUGGGUGUGGCUCCUUCCAGAGCCAUCUACUUUGCAUCCUACUCCACUGCCAAAGAGAAGCUGAACGGCGUGUUUGAGCCCGACUCGACGCAGGUCCAUAUGGUGUCUGCAGGCCUAGCAGGGUUCACUGCUAUCACGGCGACCAAUCCCAUCUGGUUGAUCAAGACCCGGUUGCAGCUGGAUGCCAGGAACCGUGGCGAGAGGCGCAUGAAUGCGUUUGAGUGUGUGCGGCGGGUCUACCAGGCGGAGGGCUGGCGGGGCUUCUAUCGGGGUAUGUCUGCCUCGUAUGCCGGCAUCUCCGAGACGGUCAUCCAUUUUGUCAUCUAUGAGAGCAUCAAGCGCAAGCUGAUGGAGUCCAGGGCCCAGGCCAGCAUGGAUCAGGAUGAGGACGAGUCUGUGAGGGAUGCCUCAGACUUUGUGGGCAUGAUGCUGGCCGCCGCCACCUCCAAGACCUGUGCCACCUCUCUCGCCUACCCCCACGAGGUGAUCCGCACCCGGCUACGAGAGGAGGGCAGCAAGUACCGCUCCUUCUUCCAGACAUUACUGACAGUACCUAAGGAGGAGGGCUACCGCGCCCUGUACCGUGGUCUCACCACCCAUCUGGUCCGCCAGAUCCCCAACACCGCCAUCAUGAUGUCCACCUACGAGAUGGUGGUCUACAUGCUACAACGCUAGCCCCUCCCCUUCCUGUCUGGAGAGAAAGUAGGAAGUGACUGACUUGGUUGGGCAUGUCUAAGAUGGAGACCAAAGGAAAACUGAUAUGGACCAGAACCAAGAAGAAAGAACAGGAGCCCCCCUACUCCCCAUCCAACAACCUCACACCCUAAUCCUACAGGCUGACCCUCAAGGGGGCUCUGUGGUCUGGGGACAGAGAGAAACAGUUGGGUCAGUCUUUUUAUAGAGCCUGUCAAACAGGAGAUGUCUCUGAAGGAAAGACGGAUAUCAUGUUGUGGCCUUUAAAGAGUUUUAAGUUUGUCGCUGUGUCUUUUGUAGAAUGAAACCAAACUGCUUUAGCCUGUAUUGGAAAUUACAAUCUGAAAGGGAAUGCUUGAAAACAAUCGAUCAAAAACUGGUGUCAUAACACUGAACAUUACAUAAAAUUCUCCAGUAGAUGCAUUUGAUUAAAUUAGCGCUUUUUCACUAGGAUUUAGCAUGUAAGCUAAUAUUUGAAACAAGCUUAGCAUGCUCUGUUUCAGUAACUUGAAACCAAGUUUGGUGGAUGGGUAUCUUUAUUUUCAACAGAUCAAUUUCUCAAGCAAGAAUUUAGCUAGGACUGUUUGAGUGGGGAGGGGAAAGCUAGCUACUAUUGGAAGAGAGGUUUGGAACUCUUUCUUAUUGGUCUAUUAACUGAUUUCAAAGUUCCAUCCCACCUAAACAGGCUGAAAUUUCAGGUCUCUUCAAACAGCUCUUACACUAAAAGGGCAUUAUCAUUUUUACAACUUCACAAUAUUCCAACCUCCAUUGUGUAUAAAACACAGUAAAAUAAUGUUUUUGACUGCACUGGGCCUUUAAAACCUUGUAACAAUAAAGCAAACGCCAACCUAGUGUCUUAAUAGGGCGUUGGGCCACUA